Messenger RNA from Frieseomelitta varia, 3161 nucleotides. Its product is annotated as LIM domain only protein 3-like. Gene Ontology annotation, cellular component: nucleus. The transcript is spliced from 7 exons. Gene Ontology annotation, biological process: positive regulation of transcription by RNA polymerase II. Gene Ontology annotation, molecular function: transcription coactivator activity; DNA-binding transcription factor binding. The record is from RefSeq and is a predicted model, not a curated record. Bases 477 to 1208 code for a protein of 243 amino acids. NCBI's taxonomy places the organism in Eukaryota, Metazoa, Arthropoda, Insecta, Hymenoptera, Apidae.
UUCGAGCCGAGCCACUCCGACAAACACCACGUGCCACGCGGCCGAGUUGCACGUGCGUUCGCGGAGCUGUCGAGCUUUUGCGCGUCGUCGCCGCGAGUCAAGCCCUCCAAUAGACGCGUCUUUUCAGCCCACGAUUCAGCCGCGUUCACCGCUAUCGCCGGUUGACUUUUUUCCAUUCUCGUUCACUCUCUCGGCCAAACACAGCCCGUCCCCUUUUGCUUUUGCGUCCUUGCUCUUCGUUCGAAGACAAUAGUUUUGUUAUCGCACAGUUUCGUUCUGCAUGCUGAAGAGAAACGACCGAUCUGGCGAUCGACCGAAGAUAGAGAGGAAGACACUGAGACUUCGUGGUCCUGAACCGCCUCAACACCGGCGAGUCGAGGCGCGAGACACGUAGUUGACGAGAGGCAGUUGAGAAUUUCCGAGAGACACACGGGAGAACGAGAUAGGACUGACGUUGCAGGAAAAAUUAGGCGACGAUGGAUGUGAGCAAAAGCGAACCGAGCAAGAACGGGGCUGUGCAACGAGAAUGCGGGGGCUGCGGAGAGGUGAUCACGGAAAGGUACCUUCUGAAGGUAUUGGACAUGUUCUGGCACGAAGACUGCUUGAAGUGUAACAGCUGCAACUGCCGGCUCGUGGAAGCUGGCCCGUCGCUUUUUAUAAAGUCUAAUCUCAUAUUAUGCAAGAAGGAUUAUCUAAAACUUUUUGGACACACUGGACACUGCGCGGCCUGUAACAAAACCAUUCCAGCUUUCGAGAUGGUGAUGAGGGCAAGAACGAACGUCUACCACUUGGAGUGUUUUGCGUGUCAACAGUGUAAUUACAGAUUUUGCAUAGGGGACAAGUUCUUCCUGUGCGAGAACAAAAUCCUGUGCGAGAGCGACUACGAGGAGAGACUGGUUUUUGCAAACAUGGCGGUACAUCCUCCGUCGACCGCGACGCUGGCGCACAUCAAGAGACAAGUGAUUCAUCUUCAACCACAGAACCGGUUCUGCCAGGGAGCUGCGUGUAAUUCAGGGGUUGCUAACCCUUGCGACUCUAUUUCUACACACCACAUUAUGUCGCCGAGCCCGCAGAGAUCAGUUAACGGGGAGACAACCCAUAACCACAAUGGCUACGCAGCGCCAGCGAGCUCCAGUGCCCAUAACAUUCUAACCUCCAUGAAUAAUUUAAACGGUAUCAAUGCACAAACGCCUUACGAUACCAAAUGACAAACGAAGUAAGCGCCGACGCGUCGUAUCGAUCGUAUCACAAAUGCGUUGCCAAAUUCGUUUAACGACACGGACGUCUUUUAUCAUUAUUACCGCUAUCGUAGUGACACUCGGAUCGUUUGCUCGUUACUGGGGGUCUCAAAAGUCUGCUUGCACAACGCUCGAGGUUCGUUGUUCGAACAACAACCACGAGCGGCCGUUUUAACGACCGUAUUCACGAACUUUCGUAAAAUCACGCGUAGAAACAAACGUUGAACACGCAAUUUCCAAUGGCGACUUCUGUUUCUCGAAAAUUUAUUAGGUGGUACUCUUUCGAAACGGGUGCCUGUUACGUCGUAUUAAUUUCAUCCAGAGGAAAAUUCGAAUUUUCCGCAGAAAAAAAUUAAAUCGUUACUAGAUGAGGAAUGUACACCGUCAAAAGGUUACAUUUUAUACUCGUGACGUAGUAGGUGAUCAGACUCUGAAGACUGUACGAGUCGACACGAGUGGAACCAUUGGUGCUGUUUAGAAGUUUAAUUGUUCGAAUUUCGCAGUCUAACUCUUGAAAGAUAACGUAAAAAUCGACGACGAGACGGAGCGAAGUGGCCAGCGUAGAGAGGAGCAGGGAAGAGAUAGACAGAGACAAAGAGAGAAAAAGGGGUUGGAGCUGGAUGAGGUUAGAGGCGCGCGAGGAAACAAUGCCGGGUAAACCGAAUGCUCAGGGGUGAUCAAAGUUUGGCCGUUCUUGUAGUCGACUUUGCUGUCCGCUGCGGGCAACGCCGGUAAAUCUAGCUUUACCGGACUACCGGACCAACGGACUACUACUACCGGAGGUAGAACUGGAGGAACGGCCAAACCGAAUGAAAUUGGUGAGCGAAGUCGGCCUGGCAGAUCGAAUCGGUAGCUCUGGCCUUCGCCAUCCAAACCAGCCAGAGCCAACCUCGCCACCUCACCCCACUCCCCCUCCCCGCCCUCUUGGGGCUCAUACGUUAGGGGUGACUUAAGCAUUGUUUCAACUUCGAAUUCUCCCCGGUAGAGGAGGCAGAUUGAUGUCGCGAACUUUUCCGUUGCCUUAUUUGCGAGUCAGAUAACGAGGCUGAGUUAUGCCGAAAGUUCUCUCUUUCUCUCGGAUUGGCCGGGAGCCGCUAUCAGAAACGAGCAGACCGGCCGAAGAAAAUGUUUUAUUUCCUCGAUGGCAUACGCUCCGGAGAUUUGUCGGUGGCACGCCUCCGGAAAAGAGUUUUUCGCGAUCGCUCGAAACGAUAAUAGGCUUACGCCUGUCGGAUACGAUAAUUUUCGCGGGGGAACGGAUACUCCUCCAAACGGAGAGAGCAGAUACGACUACGAUUCCUUGCAAGUUCGAUCGCUUCACUUGUCGACCCGAUUACAUGUAAUAUUUUAUCGCGUAUUAUUUCGGCGAAGAUAUUCGCGAACGAGCGAACAAGCCUACGAUCGUCCUCCAUCGAGGUUCUCCAUCGAAACGAUCUUUCUGUUCUCGUAUUUUCUAAGAAUAACGAAUACUUCCACGAUACUCUGCGAUUUUACGAGUGCGCGCGUAGUUCCUAACGCUUGAGCGUCUUUGGGACGAAAAGUGACGAAACGUAACGAUCAGUAAAAAGAGAGAGAAGAAAAAAAAAAAGAAAAACGAAAACCCAUAUUGUCUCGUACGACUACUAACCGAUUGUCUAACCAAAUUAACUCGCAUAGAUUAGUAGCGAUCUGUGGUAGGCGAUCUCUAGUCACACACUAUCGUUACCUACAUCAUCAAGUAUGUGCUCCAUCGACGUGCAUUGUAACCAAGCUGCUUGUCUAACAGGGAAAUCCAUUUCGUCUUAAAUCGCUAUCUACGAUGCAUGUAAAAUCUUUGAAACGAGAAUACGUAAGGAAGUGUGUACGUUUGCUAGUAUAGAUAUGUUUUGUAUCAUAGUUCUAUCAUAGAAAUAUUAAUUAAAAUAAAAUUACUGUUUCGAUGUU